Messenger RNA from Athalia rosae (coleseed sawfly), 1702 nucleotides. RefSeq lists its product as uncharacterized. NCBI's taxonomy places the organism in Eukaryota, Metazoa, Arthropoda, Insecta, Hymenoptera, Athaliidae. Gene Ontology annotation, cellular component: motile cilium; ciliary basal body. Bases 219 to 1415 code for a protein of 398 amino acids. Gene Ontology annotation, biological process: cilium assembly; regulation of cilium beat frequency involved in ciliary motility; positive regulation of cell motility. The record is from RefSeq and is a predicted model, not a curated record. The transcript has 3 exons.
GUAGUAGCUGUAACGUGAAGUUUAUGUAAGAUGAAAUGCAGAUUGAUCACAACGUUUUGAUUAGUUAAGAGUUUAAAGGAGCAGAAGAUCCAAAACAAAAGUGUGUGUGUAAAGACGCGAGAAUCGAGAUAUUAACAUAUUUUGAUUACCUAUCGUGAACAAGCGCGAGCCACAAAAUUCUGUGUUAUUACUUAAUUAAAAAAUGACCAACUAUCACGAUGGUAUCGUCCGGCUUUUUGUCUCUGUUAUACAGUAUCAGGAACAAGCCGCUAGAAUACUGGAGCAAACGGCAUUCACCGACAGGACGGAUACGCAAAAUAUUGGACAUGGAUUUACUUGAUACAGUUAUCGAUUUGCAAGACCUGGAGAAAUCCAGCAAUGUUAAUACAUCAAUUGCCUGUCCUGCUGACGCCCAAAAACUGUUGAACAUCCAUCUACCAUUGCUGGUUAUCGUCAUAAAAAAUAUGAACGUUGAGUGUUGUUUUAAAGUUCAGGUUCUUGACACAGACAUGAUCCGCCACCACUUCAAUUUCUCAACGGAAAAAUUCAAAGAUGAUCCUAACAUUCGUACUCAUAUGGUCAGCCAGGUUGAGUUGAAGCUGGUACCAGGAUGGAACACGGUUGAAGUUGAUUUAACUUCACUCACACAGCAUGCUUUUAACACCCAGUACAAAGCAAUGCAGAGAAUUGAGAUAUGUGCAAACUGUAGAUUAAGACGAGUAUACUUCCUCGAUAGGCAUUACACGAAUUUAGAGAUAUCACCAGCCCUCUGUCUUGCAUUCUUUGAUUACUUUAAGCUGAAAUGGGGCAUUCAUUUGACAGAGAAAACAACACAAACAGACAACUCAUUCUAUUCCUCGUAUAGUAAAAAAAAGUGUAAAUCGAGUAAAGGAGCAGUGUAUGAGGAAGCUGUUAAUCUUGUAGAAAUCAGACGAUCACGUUUCUUGAAAGAGGUCCAGAUUAAGGCUGAGAAGUUAAUUACCGAUUUCUUCAAGAGGGCUGAUACAAGGCUUGUAAACAUGUUUGACGUGAAGAGCAAAAUGAAACUCAUGAUAUUCUCUGUUUUCACCCUUGGCAACAAGAGUGCACAAGUAACGAAUUCGAAAUAUGAUUUUAACAAGAGUUCACACUCAGGAUUGACUUCUGACCGAUGCAAAGCUGCUAGAAAAAAAAAGGACAAGACUACAAGUGUUCCAGAUGGAACAAAGGAAUCCGUUCAAGCUCCAGCGAUCAGGAAAAUGCGGAAGAAAGAAAGAAACAAAAGUAAAGAGUGCUGUGAAGCCGUCAGAGGCUUUGACAACAUCUCAGAUGAAAUUCAAAAACAAAUAUUACCUGAAAAAAAAGGGCAACAGCAAAUGCAAGGGGAAUCAAAGAUCUCCAAUUCCACCAAGAAAAGUGCACUCUGUUUUGUUUAGGAAUGAAAUAGAAGCUAGAAAUAGAAGAGUAGGAUCAUAUUGGUAGCAUACCAAAUUCCUAAACGACCCUUCUCCACUCAAUUGAAUCCAUGUGUGAGAUGAAGCAUAAAUUCAACAACUUUUUAAUAAUAUUUGAGCUUCUACUCACCUUCUGUAUGCAUUGAGUAACUGAGGCAGAUACAAAGGUAUCCGAAGUCCCUUUACUGAAUUCUAGCCAGUGAAGAGUAACUCCAACAUCAAUUACUGGACAGCUAAGUUUUGGGCCGUGAGCAAAUGCUACUUUUAUC